Molecule: messenger RNA, 2403 nt
Organism: Peronospora matthiolae
Lineage: Eukaryota; Oomycota; Peronosporomycetes; Peronosporales; Peronosporaceae
Source: the annotation of a GenBank genome assembly
AUGAUACAGACGCAGUUCAACAAGAAGGUCAAAUUUGUGCGACACGAUGGAGCCCGCGAGUUUGCGACGAACUCGCUUCAAGAUUUCUACGAAGUCGAAGGCAUCGAGCAACAAAUCACGGUGCCAUACGCACAUCAAGCCAAUGGAACUGCUGAACGCGCGAUUCGAACUAUCGUCACCAUCGGUCGUAGCAUGCUCCAUCAUGCCAAGUUGGACAAGUGCUUCUGGGCUGAAGCGGCAAUGACGGCCGUCUAUGUGAAGAACCGUUUGCCGUCACCCAAGAUUCCACACAAGACACCGUUCGAGAUUGUCUACAGUUCUAAGCCAAGUGUCAAGCACAUGCGCGUUUUUGGGUGCCAAGCAUACAUCUUGACCCCGAAGGAGAAACGACUCAAGUGGGAUCCCAAGGCCCGGGCUGGAUUGUUUUUGGGCUACGAAGAAGUGUCCAAGGCGUAUCGAGUUUACGACAUCGAAGCGGGGCAGGUGAUGAUAAGUCGCGAUGUCAACUUCGAUGAGUCGGCCUUUGGAAUGUCGAUGCUGAUUUCCGGUGACGAUGUUGAUGGCCUGGACUUCGAAUCGAUCGAUCUUGAUGAUGAAGAACCGCGUCCGAGACACUUCAAACAAACAGGAAAGCGCAAGGCCCAACCCAGUCACGACAAUGACGACGCAAGCAUGCCCCGAGCAGUGCGCCAACGACCCGGAUUGGAAGAGUCAAGUGCGCCGGAUGACCUCUCUUCACGUCGAGCCAACGAAGAUGAAGAAAGGAAGUCGGAGGAACAACAUGACACACCGACUUCCUCCGCGUUUUGGCAUGCGAGUGCAAACGCCGUCGAAGCAGCGGUCGAUUUUUCGGAGCCGUCGACAUUUGAAGAAGCAGUGUCUGGCCCGGACCAAGUACACUGGCGCAAGGCAAUUGAUGCGGAGCUCGAUUCGAUGAAGCUUCGCGGUGUCUUUCGUGCGGCCAAGUUACCCAACGGACAAAGCGCCAUUGGCACAAAGUGGGUCUUCAAGAUCAAGCGCAAGGCGGAUGGGUCGAUCGAGAAAUACAAGGCACGACUUGUGGCCAAGGGUUUUCGCCAAAAGUAUGGCAUCGACUACACGGAGACGUUCUCGCCCGUGGUCAAGUAUGUGACGCUGCGAAUGGUCAUCGCCAUUACCAAGCACUUUGGAUGGCCCCUCGACCAGCUCGAUGUGGUGACUGCGUUCCUGUAUGGAGUGAUGAAGGAGAAGGUGUUCUGCGCUGUUCCGGAAGGCGUCAAGAUGGAAGGUGAUUUCGACUGUCUCGAGCUGAUCAAGGCGAUCUACGGUCUCAAGCAAGCCUCGCGUGUUUGGAACGAGACCUUCGACGAGUUCAUACGCUCGAUUGGUUUUCAAGCGUCGGGAUUCGAUCCAUGUCUCUACAUCAUGACUUCGGAAGGCCAUUGUGUUUUUGUGCUGGUCUACGUGGACGAUGUCUUGGUGACUGGAAGCUCGCUCGAGAUGAUUGCGCGCACCAAGAACGACCUCAAGACACGCUUCGAGAUGACGGACAGCGGCAAGUGUGCCUUUGUUCUUGGGAUCGAGUUAUUGGACGGUGAAGAUGGCAGCGUGACUAUGUGUCAGCGCCGUUAUGUCGACGAUGUCCUCAAGCGCUUUGGAAUGGAUGAGUGCAAGGCUGUGGCAAGUCCGGUGGACGUCAGCUCUCGACUGGUUCCAAGCAACUCUGCAAGCAAGGUGGAUGUCCCAUUCCGUGAAGCAGUGGGUGCUUUGAUGCAUCUGACGACUGCAACGCGACCGGACAUCGCCUAUGCUGUAAGCUUUGUGUCACGGUUCAUGGAGAAACCCCAAGAAGAACACUGGGUUGCAGUCAAGCGCAUCUUCCGCUACCUACAAGGCACCAAGAUGCAUGGAAUCUGCUACAAGCCAAGUGCGAAGAUCGACUUUCGUGGCUAUUCAGAUGCAGACUGGGCCGGUGACCUUGCUGAUCGCAAAUCGACGUCCGGCUACGUCUUCAUGCUAUUGGGUGCUCCGGUGAGUUGGGGCAGCAAGAAACAGCCAAGUGUGUCACUGUCUACAAGCGAAGCGGAGUACAUCGCGCUCAGCCUGGCGAUCCAAGAAGGCAAGUGGAUCAAUCGCUUGCUGUGCGAGAUCAUGGCGGCUGCAAACGAAGAAGGACCCGAGCUCGUCAUCCGUGAAGACAACCAGUCGUGCAUCAAGAUGACGAAGAAUCCGGUCAACCACGGCCGCGCUAAACACAUCGACAUCAAGUACCAUCACAUCCGUGAUGAAGUCAAGCGCGGCGAAGUGAAGCUUGAAUACUGCGAGACGACGUUGAUGUUGGCGGACAUCAUGACGAAGGGACUUCACGGACCGCGUCACAAGGACUUGACGGCGGCGCUUGGCAUCCGUGCGUGUUCGGAUUGA